Messenger RNA from Amoebophrya sp. A120, 5888 nucleotides. The record is from the annotation of a GenBank genome assembly. NCBI's taxonomy places the organism in Eukaryota, Dinophyceae, Syndiniales, Amoebophryaceae.
AGAGCCCGCAUCCUAAGUUUGCAUCUUUCCAGACCCAGACAUAUUUGCAAUGCAUACAAAUGCCUCGCUUGGUCGAUGUAGUGCGGGCAGUUGUCUGUUUGCAGACAUCUCCAUUACGGCGUCUUGGUCUUCAUCGCGACAAGCCUUGUCGAUGAACGGGUCUUCAUCGUGUGGAGGUACUCAGCAACAGCCAAAACGGGGAGGUGGACGCACUUGCGCCAAGCGAACCUUUUCAUUCGAGUCGCUAUCAAAUUCGAAGAAUCUCCACUCCUUGAUGUUGGAAGAGCUCUCAUCCAGUACUCUUAGUGAUUUACUUAUUCAAUAACACGUAGUGUAGCAGUAGCUGUAGUAAAUGCUUCGUUCAUGCGAAAGUAAUAUCGGUACUUUGCAGAAAUUGAAAAAGAAAAGGGAACAAUUACUACAUGAUGAACAUUUUUGUCAUGAUAUGAACGGGACAACAAGAAGCCGAUACCUAGGUGCGAACUUUCGAGCGCGAAAAUAUACUUCUUCUACGAAAUACUUCGUCGCAUUCCAGGUAAGAAGCGCAACCCUUUCCCUUCGGCCGUGGAUGGGUUGGUAUUUGCAGUGAACGAAGACCCCAGUAGCUGCGAAACGGCGAAGACAGAGUGCAUUUGAUUAUACUCGUUGCAAUUUUUCUUAUUCUGUUCGCAAAGUGCUUGUAUAAAGACACAGAAGAGCACCUAGAGCAACCGCUUUGUUUCGCGGCAACCCGGCCACCCGGCCAUGCACAUGCUAGCAUUAUUGAUGAACUCACGGUCACGACGAUCUUCGUGAUGGUAUUUGAAACAGUUUUUAUUUUUUCUGAAACGAUUACUUUUACAGUAGCAUCACCAGUGGCACGUCUCCGGAACUGGAUUCUACCAACAGCGACCUCUUCGGUAUCCAGAGCGAGUUCUGCAUGUGAGUCCAACGAACUUCUUGCUCAUAAGCAUGACCGACAAAAACUAAAUUUUCAGUCUUAUGGAUGAGAAACGAAUGUAGAUGCACAUGCAUGCGCGAAAGAGACAACGGCUCUGAAGAAAAAAGUGAACACACAGCAAGACGAGAGUAGCAAGUGUCGAUGGGGCUCGGUCGGAUUUUGACAGGAUACUUCAUUGCAAGCAUAAGAAUGACCUGUUUGAGGGGCGGGCGGAAAUCCAUGGAACGCCGAGUACCGAAGGUACUUAAUCGGAACUGAAGUUGCAACUUCACAGAGGCUAUGAAUUGAAAAAAGGUUGUUCUUUGUUUUUUUUUUUCGUCCAAAGAGAAAGUGCAGUAGACCUACUUGACGACAACUGUGGGGUACUUGAUGAAUGACGUGUGUAUCGCUGUGGAGAUGAUGGAAAUAGGAAGAUCGAUAUAAUCAGCAUGCGGAUAAAUCUUUAACUAAGGACAAAAUCUUCACGAUGAUGAAUGACUGAAUCAUCCACUCAUUAUGACAGGUGGCGGAUGCCCAUAUGGUAAUGAAUAAAGCCGCGAUGAAUAAGCUUAGUUCGCUUUCUUAGCUCACUGAUCGAUGAUGUAUCGUCAAUAACACAUAGGCCCAAAGUGCGCGUGGUUGUCAGAGCGGCCAGCGGUGCUUCUCGAGAACAAGCGAGAGCAACUUACUUCAACCAUCGUUUUCCCGACUGAUUUCAUGGAUAAGGAAGACUAUGCGUUGUAAUUUUAUUUUUGCAUUUGCGGUCCUUUGGAGCGAGCACGUGACCACUCGUCGCGUCGCGAGUUUAAGAAAGAGCAAAAGCGAUUCGUGAUGUUUCCUUUCCAAAACAAAGAGCGAGGAGCGCAGAUUGGUUCACCAGCGAUUGCCAACACAGUCGGGGCGGGACCUGUGGGGCCGGGGAGUACGACGUGCCUAGACCACAGCCAUAUCGGUGACGAAAACAGCACCAGCAUCAUGAUGAACGGGUCGGCCCAAGAUUUGCGUGACUGUGAUGAUGAACCUGUGGAAGUCGUAGACCACAACGACAAGUGUGAAGACGAGCAACUUCACUGGGCUGAAGACAGCAACGUCGCCGGCUCCGCGGCUACUGAGGACCAGGACCGACCGUUGGAAAAUGAACCCUCCUUGUCAACGCACGAUGUUGGUGCAGCUGUUCCCGGUGUAGGAGAAGCAGAUGUUGAAGAUGGGGAACGACAGCCGGAGUUUGAUAGUGCACUGGCGAGAAAAGGAGGUGUUUGCAGUGAAGAUGAUCUGGUCGCGCAGAAUGUUCAUGAGGAGGAAGUCGUCGCGACAACAUCCCCUUCUAAGGUUAUAAGUGCCGCGACAUCUACUGUUCCUGUCAGCAGCAGUGGCGAAAUAAAUGCUGUGCAACCUACAGCACCUGCUGUAAUCGCAGCUCCCCUCGCCGCCCUCGCGCCAAGCAGUGAGACCGCGCCUCCGCUGGGGGCAGGAGGCCUCAUUUCCUAUCGCCUGAAAAUUAACCAUCCCCAUCCACUUUUUGCAUGGCAAACACACUUUUUACUACAUGUUUUGCAUGACAAAUUGGAUGGGGAUGGUUAAUUUUCAGGGAAUAUCUCCGUGGAGGACCUGAUGAAGUCCCCGCCCGUUGUAUGAAAGUGAAACAAUAGCUGCAAACAGUCCAUCACUAUCAGAUUCAGGAAAAACAAAUAUUCUUUUGUUCUUGAUCUGAGCAUGUAGCAUGUGCAAGUGCAUGUUGAGAGCAAAGAAACGCCUGCAUGUAUCAGCUCUAUAAUCGGUUCUUCUUCUUUAUCUUUAUAAUUUUCGAAAAUGAUGGGCAUGGGUGAAAAUCAUAGAAAGAUAUAGAGACGAAGAGUGACAUGAAUAUAUAAUUAAAGGUGAUAGGACGUUUUGUGUCUUUCUAUACCCGGUGCAGCGUCCACCUGCAGCCGGGCCAACCGCUUCACCGGAGUCCCGAUCGCCGCAGAGUAAGCGCGCGAGGCUGAUCCAGUCCACAGGGGUCCUGCCACCACCCCCGCGGCGGUCGAAAAACACAACGGGAACCUCCGUCGUUUCGAACGCGUCGUCUUCGCCACUGCUGCAGCCGCUUCCAGGCGCCGCUAGCCGAACAUCUCCAACCACUACGGCGGAGUCCUCCCCCAAUACGGAGAGCGUGUUGACAAGUGAUGAUAACAAUAAUGGCACCACGACAGCGACCUCAGAGAGUGCAGGAACAGGAGCGACGGCAACGAAGCCUGGCACUAGUACUAGUGCAGGAGAGGUGGAUAGUACUGGAGGAGCAAAGGUUGAUGGAGUUGUUGGCGCAGCAGCAGCUGGUGGAACGAACAAACGAAGUAGCACCGAAGCUGGACCGGCAAGCGGCGCCAACAAAAAAUCCGCCGGGGCUGCUGGACGCGGCAGUGGCACGACAGCCGCCGUUUCGUCUAACGGCGUGUGCAAGCCCCCCGGCCCCGCUGGAGUUGAUCAGCAGAACGGCUCCGCUCAUGCGACUGGUGGUUCCGCGAACAGCGGAUCUGGCGCGCAUACCAAAGAUGCGCGGGCGACCUGGUACCAAAAUCGACACGGGUCGUACGGUAUCCUGUGCAGAAGUAUCGUAGCCGUAGUAAUUGCGUAUGAUCUAACGUGCAGCUGCAUGACAGACCUGAAUCUGCACAGACCACCUGAGUAAGUGUAGUAAUGCAAAACGAGUGCGAUGCUUUCUUUGCAAUGCAUAUGCGGCAACCACAGCGCCGGCUACGGCUACGGAACCUACCACGGUCACGGGGGGUACGGUCAUUACAACGGCGGCGGUAGUAACGGCCCCUCGGGAGCGACUCGGGCACACAACUUGAGUGGUCCCGGAAUGCACUACUACCAAACGGGCCCGCCACCAAGGUCGCGGUACAAUCCUGAAGAGCGGUGGUCCCAGCUUGCGGCCGAAGGGAAAAUCGGAUACCUGCAUUACAACAGCAAGGGAAACCGGGAACAAAUUGAAGCGCAGCCCCCAUGGCAGAUGAAAAACGUCGCGAACGGUACUUCUGGCUACGGGGCCGGCGGCGCUGCGGCGGCGGCCGCUCAUCAGGCCGCGCUCCGCGGAGGAGGUGGAAAGUACGGAAAAUUUCUCGGGAGCGGCAAUCGCCCCGGGCCAUUCUCACACCCGGCCAGUGGGAAAAGCACCUUCCCGUCGUUACAUCAGAUGAUGGAGCACGGCGCGACCAGUGAGAACUAUCGCGGAAAGGGGGACUUCGGCACUGGAAACCCCCGAGCUCCUGGCGCCACCGGAACAGCCGAUCGCGUGGCACCCGGAGCGGUGGGACUCCCUGGUGCGGGGUUCUCGAAUCAUGGUGGACCUGGAUCUUCCUCGAGCUUACACCAGCAAAACAUGGAUAUUCUGACCUCGUUGAUGAAGGGCAAGUCUCACCACCUGUUCGGACAGAUGGGUGGAAACUCCAGUGCGAUCAUCGGGAGCGCGCUUGCUGGUACGCUGUAGUACCAUUUACAUUUAUAUGGCUAAACCGCGAUUGCUUUUGCUGCACACUGUGACUCUGUCUCUGUCUAUGUAGUUUUUGUGGGCAGAACCAGAAACGAGAGACACCAGGCCAGCAUUAAUGUCUAUAUGGGCUCGUCGUGGACUUCUCUUCAAAAUGCACAUACGUUAAUGCAGCCUUCGCCUUACACGGGCAUGACUGUACAGCAAUGAUGAACUAUUAUCAGGAGCUGUUUCUGGUGCUGGGAAUAGUGGUCAUGGUGUCUCAUCGUGGAUGUCUGACUAUGUGUAUGCGUCGAAUCGCGUGCUUUCAGCUCGACGUAUUUCUAAAGAGUUAAACCUUAAGUAUAAAGUUUUGAAGACGAAGAUCCUCAUACAUGCACGCAACUCCUGUGGAAGUCAUCACUGAAGCACUAUGAUCACGGCAUGCGAAAUGAAAGUUGCCUGUUGCCAUAAGAUUGGAAUCCGUCGAGCGCAGAUUUUUGAUGUUUGCAUAAGCGUAAUGACUACCUGAAUGCCAAUCAUUCGAGCGCGGAUAAAGAUCUCUGCAUGGCGCCUGGCGGUGGGAAGGACGAUGAGGUAAUCUUUGCGCAUCCAUCGUUUUUUUUUUCCAAGAAUGGCCGGUAGUGACAGGAGGGAGCAUAAGAGCAAGUGCUGGACGCUUUUGAGUAUUGAUUGGUAAGCUCUAAGGCCGGAGAGAGCACCAGGUCCAAAAACGAUUUAAAAAAUGAUUGCACUACAGUACUCGGAGUCGGAAUGGAAAAACUGGUUGAAUGAGUGGGCCAUUGGGGACGGCAUGUCAACGCAUGGCGCCGUCGCGAGUUCCUCGCCCUGUCGUGCGGCACCUCCGAUGGAGCAUCACCAAGCGCAGCAUCACCACGGGGACACGUCCGCGUCAACCUCAGCGGAUCUGGAUGAGUUGUGGAAGAGUUUGGAACUCAUCCCCGCCCCGCCGACCACGAACGUAGCAUCGUCUUGCUCGUCGUCGUCCACCGCGAAUGGACUCUUGUCCACCUUGCUUGGAGCCGCCACCUCCUCGAACCCCUCGUCCUUGUCCAGCGGAAUAUUAAAUGCGCCGCCCACGACGUCGGGAGCAGGGACUAUUCUAAUGCCGCCCCCUGCUCCGCCAACACUCUUCGCACCCCCGAUGAGCAGCUCAAUGCCACUUUCGAGGUAGUUGUGCCUCUUAUAUGAAUAAGUCCACAUCAACACAAUAUACAGAGAUGAAAAACAACUAGAGGAUCUAGAAUCUAUUGUAUGGUUUACUACUAGUUCAUCCGUGAGAGGGUGUGUGUCGUGAAGCUGCAGAGUCAAAUAGGAACGUUGCUGCACUUUAUUGUCACACGCAUUUGCUUCAGUACGAAUGCUGGUACCACGCAUUUUUAUUUUCUGCUCUUCAGGUCCACAUCCUCGUGCUCCUCCUCUCCCAGCAUGGAUUACUCGCAUUUCAACGGAGGCGGCGGGCCUCCACCUCCAGGAUCCUCGAGUGAUUGGAGAGUCUAG